AUGCAGCCUAGUACUGUUGAGAAGGAGUCCAGUGGAAGGAGUGUCAGGAGUGGAAGGAGUGGAGAGGAGGUGGAGAGGAGGUUACAGCAGCAGAGAAGGAGAAGGCUGAGAAGGAGAAGCAGGACAGGAUGUGGAAGGAGCCUUGAGCAGAAGAGGAGAGAGAGGAGAGAGAGGAAGGUGGGGAAGCAGAAGGAGAUGGAGAAGCAGCUGGAGGAAGAGGGGAAGGAGUGUGAGAAGCAGAGUGAGCAGUGCAGGAAGGUGUGGAAGAUGAGAGUGGCGGCAGAAGAGGAUGGAUGGACUUGUGUGAAGGGUAGGCGUGUGAGAAGGAGUGAGGAGGAGUUCCCUUCCUUUGAGAAGGAGAAGAAGGAGAUGAAGGAGAAGGUGAGGAAGGAGUGCUCUGAGAAGAAGAGGAGAGAGAGGUUGGCUAGGGAGGAGAAGAAGAGAGAGAAGAAGAUGGAGAAGAUGCUGGAGGAAGAGAAGAAGGAGUUGGAGAAGCAGAGAGUGGAGAAGAAGCAGGAGAAGGUGCAGCUGAAGAGAGAGAAGGAGGAGAGGGGCAGUGAGAGAAGGAUGGCUGAUGGCUUCAAGCGAGCAAGGAAGCAGAGCAGUGAGGAGAGAGUGGUUGAGAAGAUUAUGUCAGAUAAUCUUCUCUUGGAGCCAGAGCAGAAGAGGAGAAGGAGCGGAAGGAGUGGAAGGAGUUCUAAAGGAGGAGAGAGGGUGCAGGGAAGGAAGGUGGAGAGUGCUGCAGAGAACUUGGAGAGGGUGGAGAUUGAAGCAGAGAAGUGUAAGUCUGCAAACAAGGUAAGAAGUCAGCUCAGUCAGAAGGUCAAGGUAACUGUUCAGGUGCCUGUUGUAGCUGCUGAGGUCAAGGAUCUCAGUUUUGUUUGGCCUGGACUUGGAAGUAAGGUAAGAAUUGAAUUGGAAGGUGGAAGUGUGCUUGAUGAGUUGGAAUGUGGCAUUGUGGUUGAUCAGUUGGAUGAGAGUGUGACUGUUUGUAGGAGUAUUGUGGAUGAGAUGAUUGAGGGUAUUGGUUUGGAUUGUCAAUUGCUCAAUGUUUCUGUUCAGUGUCAGGUAUUAAAUAGUUUGACCUCCUCCAAGAGAAAUUAG
Messenger RNA from Eurytemora carolleeae, 1104 nucleotides. Its product is annotated as vicilin-like seed storage protein At2g18540. The record is from RefSeq and is a predicted model, not a curated record. The coding region runs from base 1 to 1104 and encodes 367 amino acids. The transcript has 3 exons. NCBI's taxonomy places the organism in Eukaryota, Metazoa, Arthropoda, Copepoda, Calanoida, Temoridae.